Messenger RNA from Halteromyces radiatus, 868 nucleotides. RefSeq lists its product as uncharacterized. The coding region runs from base 21 to 830 and encodes 269 amino acids. The record is from RefSeq and is a predicted model, not a curated record. Lineage: Eukaryota; Fungi; Mucoromycota; Mucoromycetes; Mucorales; Cunninghamellaceae. The transcript has 6 exons.
CUUAUUCUCAACACAAUAAUAUGGAAAACAAUGUUAUUAUUAUUACUGGUACAAACUCCCCUUCAGGCAUUGGAUGGGCUACUGCUAUAGAAAUUGCGAAGAAACAACCCAAGGCUAUCUAUGUAACAGAUAUUCGUGAUGACCAAUUGCAUGUGUUAGCUCAAACAUUACGUGAACAAUAUAAUGUGGAUGGUAUUGCAAGGAUAGUGGAUGCUUCUUCUUCUGAACAAGUCAAGGCUGUCGUGGAUGAAGCUAUCAGUACUUAUGGGCGACUUGACGUAUUCUUUGCCAAUGCUGCCAUUGUUUCACUAGCUCGUCUUCAUGAAGAAACAAAGACUGAUUUUUUGAAAACUAUGGAAGUCAAUACUUGGAGUGUCUUUACUGCUAUUCAAUAUGCUUCUACCGCUAUGGAAAAAACAUCAGAAACCAAAAAAGUAAGUGGUGGUUCCAUUAUUGCCACUUCUUCUAUUGCUGCAUACCGAUCAGGUGCAGGUCCUAUUUCCUAUGCUGCCUCUAAAGCUGCCAUUUUAAGUCUUGUGAAACUUGCUGCCUGGGAACUCAAAGAGAAGAAUAUCAGAGUCAAUGCCGUUUGUCCUGGAUUUAUUGCCACAGAUUUAACUGUACCUGCCAUCAAGGCUUUGGAUAAAAUUGAUCCUGAUGCCGCUACUAGACAAAAUCCUUUGGGAAGAUUUGGUGUACCCACUGAAAUCGCGACUACUGUGGCCUUUUUGGCAAGUCUUGAAUCUUCAUUCAUUAAUGGUCAGGAUAUCAAGAUUGAUGGUGGAUUCGGUGCCUCCUAUAGAUACGUUCCUCUCUUCGGUGAUGCAUAGAAAUACCCUCUUGUCUAGUUGAUCUUUUUUUUUUUUUU